This is a messenger RNA of Lactuca virosa, 615 nucleotides long. Lineage: Eukaryota; Viridiplantae; Streptophyta; Magnoliopsida; Asterales; Asteraceae. The record is from the annotation of a GenBank genome assembly.
AUGAGGAUAUUAGAAAAACUUCUCACCGCUGUUUUCCUCUACCACUUCAUCUUCACAGCACCAUCCACAGCGCAUAUCGUAUCUCUGAAUCUCCAAUCCAGUAACCGACAAAUGAUCCCUUUAUCGGAUUUUGAAUUUACAAAUGCAGGUUAUGUUUCCUUCAUGUUCACCUCCAUCGCAGUCACCUCCACCUCAUCACCUACUAAUGCAUCACAUAUUGGUUUCUUCCUUCAAUCACAUGAUUAUGAUUUCUACCUGCAUUCGCUUGAAACAAGAAACCAAGACAUCUUCGAAUUCCAACAAAACACUACUAUUUGUCCCUUGGAUUUCAAAUCAAACUCAUCAGUCCUCUUUACUUUCCAAAAUCUUUCUCAUGGUCCUCAGUUUUCCUUCAACAAAUCGUUCCAUGUAACAUAUUCCGGUAUCAACUCACUCUUCUUCGUCAACUGCAACAACGAAUCCUUCGUGACAAUGGAGGGUCAUGCAGAGCUUUACAACAUCGAUGAUGGCAAUGGCAAUGGCACUACCAAAAACUUUUUAUCAGCCGGGCUAACACAACUCCCGUCUCUGUACAUCAUCUUCUCUUUCAUUUACUUAAGUUCUCUAGGGUUUUGA